AUGCGAGCAGAUCCUGUGGAUGUUGUCGCUUUAGCAAAGAGAAAACGGCGUGUUUUGGGAAUUAGUAUUGGAAUUAUUUGUUUGUUUAUGACUGCCUGGCUUAUUGUCGGUUGUGUUUGGGUCUUUGGAGCAAAAUUAAAUGUACAAUCAAUAGAUGCAAUUCUUUGUCCAAUUUGUGGUGAUGUUCUCUGGAAACCUGUCACAUGUAGUUCAUGUGAAAAUUCUUUUUGUUCUUUUUGUAUUGAUAAAUGGUUGUUCGAACAACAAAAAGAAAUUAUUCCAAAUCUUGAUAAUGAAACUCAUCUGGAUUAUUCAACGAAAUCUUUAUCAUUAACUCGAUGUCCAUUCAAUUGUUCGCCUUAUAUUCAACGAAAUUGUCCGUCGCUAUUACGAAUAAUUUUAUCGAAAUUGAACAUUGAAUGUCGAAACAAAAUCAACGGCUGCCGAGAAAUUCUUUCUUAUGAACAAUUGGAAAAACAUCAAGAAGAAUGUUGUCCUUAUCAAGUUAUUCAAUGUUCGGGGUGUAAAAAAUUUAUUCGGAAAGACGUUUUUGAUGAAGAAAAUCACUUUUUAAUGUGUCGUUAUGUGAAAUUUCAAUGUACAAAAUGUGAAAGUGUCUUUCGACGAGAAGAUAAACAUGAUCGAUUUGAUUGUAUCGAAGGACAAAUUCGUUUGUUGGAACAACGAUUAAUGUUAACGGAACGGAAAUAUUCGACUAUUUGUGAAAUUCAAAGAAAGAAAUUGGAUAUUUUCUAUGAAAAGUUUGCGGUUAUUGAACAAAAUUAUGAAAUCGACAACGAUGAUUCAAUAGAAAGAACAAAUGGAGUGUGA
Messenger RNA from Adineta ricciae, 831 nucleotides. NCBI's taxonomy places the organism in Eukaryota, Metazoa, Rotifera, Eurotatoria, Adinetida, Adinetidae. The record is from the annotation of a GenBank genome assembly.